This is a messenger RNA of Polychytrium aggregatum, 6634 nucleotides long. Its product is annotated as P-loop containing nucleoside triphosphate hydrolase protein. The transcript has 41 exons. NCBI's taxonomy places the organism in Eukaryota, Fungi, Chytridiomycota, Chytridiomycetes, Polychytriales. Gene Ontology annotation, molecular function: ATP binding; protein binding; cytoskeletal motor activity. The record is from RefSeq and is a predicted model, not a curated record. Gene Ontology annotation, cellular component: myosin complex; cytoskeleton. The coding region runs from base 1 to 6555 and encodes 2184 amino acids.
AUGGCCGACGCAGAAUUCAGCGAGGGAAUCGGGGUUGGUGACAUGACCACCCUGACGGAGCUGACAGAGGAAGCGAUUAUGGAAAACUUGAGAAUCCGCUACGAUCAACGGAGAAUCUAUACGUUCACUGGAUCGAUUCUGGUUGCCAUGAAUCCGUUUGAGAACCUCGAGAUCUACAGUCUGAACAACAUGAAGACAUACCAGGCCAAGCGGCUGCUCGAUCGGCCUCCACACAUCUUUGCCAUUGCUGAGCAAGCUUAUGGAAACGUCAAGAACGGGAAAGGCAACCAAGCUGUGAUCAUCAGCGGCGAAUCUGGAGCUGGCAAGAGCGAGAGCACCAAGCUGAUUCUGCAGUACUUGACCUUUGUUACUUCGACGCAGUCGCAAGAGUCGUGGGUCGAGCAGCAAAUCCUGGAAGCCAACACUGUGCUUGAGAGCUUUGGAAAUGCCAAAACUGUCCGCAACAACAACUCCUCGCGCUUUGGCAAGUUCAUUCAAAUCCAUUUUGACAAAAAUACCCGCAUCAUCGGCGCCGGCAUUAUCAACUACCUUCUCGAGAAAUCGCGUGUCGUCAAGCAGGCCAAGACAGAGAGGAACUACCACGUCUUUUACGAGCUUCUGCGUGGCUCCAACGAGGACGAAAGGUCAAAGUACAGUAUCGAGGACCCUGAGGCGUACUAUUACAUGAGCCAGAGCGGAUGCAUCGAUCUCCAUGGCGUGUCCGACGAAAAGAACUUUGAAAAGCUCAAGCUUGCCUUCACCGUCCUUAAAAUGGAGACCGAGGACAUCGAGAGCACCAUGCGAACGCUCUCCGCAAUCCUUUGGGUCGGCAACAUUGCCUUUGACCAAGACGCCGCCAAGGACAAUACCGUCUCCAUCAAGGAUCGAUCGGUCGUCGAUCUGGUCGCGAAGCUUCUCGGCGUGAACGCUGAGAAGCUUGCCGAGGCGCUGUGCUUCCGACGCCUUGUUGUUCGCGGAGAUGUGACCAUGGUUCCUCUGAAAGGAUCCCAGGCGACCGACAACCGCGACUCGAUCGCCAAGGCCAUCUACGACAAUCUGUUCCAGCGCAUUGUCGAGUUCAUCAAUCAAGCCCUGAAGACCAAGCAGGCCUCGGCCAAGUUUGUCGGUGUGCUCGAUAUUUUUGGCUUUGAAGACUUUGCGAUCAACAGCUUUGAGCAGUUCUGCAUCAACUACACCAAUGAAAAGCUCCAGCAGUUCUUCAACCAGUUCAUAUUCAAACUGGAGCAGGAGGAGUACGACAAAGAAGCCAUCAAGUGGAGCAAGAUCACCUUUACCGACAACCAGCUGUGUCUUGAUCUGAUUGAGGCCAAGCCUGCAGGCGUAUUGGCGCUGCUCGACGAAGAAACAAAGUUUCCAAAGGGAUCUGAUGAUGGCUGGCUCCAGAAGAUGGACCAAGGCCUUAUCAAGAACCCGCACUAUGUCAAGGCUCGAACACAAAAGGGCGUGUUUGGAGUGAAGCAUUAUGCCGGAACGGUGACCUACGUCGUCGUUUCUUUCCUGGAGAAGAACAAGGAUGCGAUCCAGGAUGAGAUAUACGACCUAUUGCGAACCUCAAGCUACAAGCUCGUCGCCCGGAUUUUCCCCCAGAAGGCAGAAGAGCCCAGCGGCGGUGGAAAAGGGGCCCCUGCGGGCAAGGCAGGCGGCAAAAUCACGGCGGGUGCAUACUUCCGCAACCAGCUAGUGUCGCUUGUCACCACCCUGGGAUCGACCAUGCCGCACUAUGUGCGCUGCAUCAAGCCCAACAUGCAGAAGGAAGCCUUUGUGUUUGACGACCAGAUGGUUUUGUCCCAGCUACGAUACUCGGGUAUGCUCGAUACGAUCCGCAUCCGAAAGGCGGGAUAUCCCAUGCGUCUCCCGUUUGACCAGAUUCCCAAGAGCUACAAGUGCCUGAUCCCGCCAGGCAUGUCUCCAAAGGACAACCCUCAGCAACUCUCUGUUGCCAUCAUGUCUGGGGCCAAUAUUUCCUCGGACCUGUGGCAGUGCGGCAAGACUAAACUCUUCAUGCGCAUGGAGGCUAUGGAGGCGCUUCAGGCCGAGGCCGACAAGAUCAUGAAGGUCAAGAUCCUGCUGAUUCAAAGAGUAAUGCGUGGAUACGUGUGCAAGAAAAAGUACACAAGAAUGAGGGCCAGCAUCAAGGUUAUCCAGAAAUUCUGCGUCGGCUUUUACUUCCGUCGUCGCUACCUCAAGAUCCGAAAGGCUGUCAUUCUCAUUCAGAGCGUCGUUCGUGGGUGGUUUGCUCGCGACUAUUACAGAACUCUGCUUGAAGAGAAGCGCAAGGCAGACAAAGAAGCACAGGAGCUUGCAAAGUCAACUCAAGCUGCCUUUGAGAAGCAGAAAGCCGCAUCGGACAAGAAGAACCAGAGCGCCGAGGAAGAGCAGCAACUCAAGCAGUUUGCUAUCGCAGCCAAGACCAGGGAGCACCAGACUGCAGUUGCUGCUACUUCCAAACAACCCGCUGCAAAGGAGGGAGUGCCGCCCAAACCUGCUCAAGCACCCAACAUAGCCAAGGCCGGACGACCCGAAGCGCUCAAGGAGGGUGCUGCCGCUUCUGCUGUCGCUGGAACAGCCGAACCUCAAGCAGUGUCCGAGGAGGCUGCCCCUCUCGACAACUUGUUCUCGUUCCUUGGCGACUACGACAAUGCAUUUGCCCAGUCGCGGAUCCAAGGGGCAGAUAUUUUGGCUCAGAUGGCGGCCGAGCUGAGCUCGGAAAUCGACUCUCUCUUCACCAGCCCUCCCAAGCGCCCCGCUCCACCCCCAGCGCAGGUCAAGGCCAUACCGUCGUCAAAGUCGAUCGGAAGCCAGCUGGACUUGUCCAAGGGCAGUCAGGUUGCGCCCAACAUCCAGGCUGCGGAUACUAUCGAGUCGGGUGCUCCGCCGGCUGCCGAGCCCAUUGAUAUUGUUUUAGCUCCACCGCCACCGCCGCCUCCCAAGCAGAUGAGGUCCAACCCCCUGGCCAAGAAAGCCAACGAAGAAAUGGGAUCGCUCACCAGCCUCGAAGGAAAGGUUCAGGACGACUACCUGCUCGAAAUCUUUGCCGAGAAAAACUUUGAGACUCACUACAGGCCACUCAGUGCGUUUGCGACGAUCAGCAAGAAGAUCAAAAUGGUCCCAAUCGAGCUCUCUGAACUUCUCAAGUACUCCAAAACACCCAUCCAAAUGAGUCUCACGAAAAUGCCGGAGCGAAGCGAUCUGCUCGUCAAUGCUGCGAUCGAGUGCUUCAAGCUGCUCCUGAAAUGCCUCGAUCCGUCCAGCAAGAAGCAAGACGACUUUUCCAUCUCGAUCCAGGCUAUCAUGGAAUACGGGAUCAAGUUCCCAGAGCUCCGCGACGAAAUCUUGGUGCAGAUCUGCAAGCAGGUUUCCGUGCCAAAGGAAGUUCCGUCCGGCUGGGACCAGAUCCAAACUUUGGGCUGGCGAGCCAUGGUCCAUGCCACUGCCUCGCUUCCGCCCACAAAGGCUUUGGCAAAAUAUCUCAAUUCAUUUCUUCAACGAAGCUUGGAGGACAUUCCCAUGGGUCCUGAGAGCAAGACUAUCAGAAAGCUGUGCAUCAUGGCCGGCGAAUCGGUCAAGAACUGCCUCAUGAACGGACCGCGCCGAUACUCGCCCUCCUCGAUCGAAAUCAACGCCGUCAAGGCAAGUCUGAAUGCCACGUCAGUUCCCUGUUCGAUCCAGCUUAUCGACGGGCAGUCUCACAACAUUGAGAUUGCUUUGACCGAGAUUGCCUCGGGUGUGAUCAAGGAAAUCGCCAAGACAAUAGACCUGAAAGAGAUUGCAGGAUGGUCGCUCUAUGAAGUCUCCUGGAAGAGCGAGCGGGCUGUCAGAACCAGUGAUUAUAUCAUGGACAUUCUGGCCGGCUGGGAACAUGGUGGCUCAUCGAGCACUUCACCGACGGGUACCUCGGCGUCCAAGGACAGCAAGAAGGUCUUCCAAAUGAAGGUCUCCGAGGAUGCCGGUUUGAAGCCAGUGUUCAAUGUCGAUUCAAACAUUGUUCUGAAGAAGCGCAUCUUCAAGAACAUUAACGAACCGAUCCUGGAUCCGGUCGAGUAUAAUUUGCUGUACUGUCAGGCCGUGGAUAACUACACCAAGGAUGUGUAUCCAGUCAACGAAAAGACGGCCAUGCAACUUGCUGCAUGUCGUGCCCAGGCGCUGAUGGGCGAUUGCGACAAAGAGACCGCUCGAGACAAGUUCACCGAUGUGGAGUCGUGGAUUGUCCCGCGACUGGUCGCCAACCUGCCGCGCGACGAGUGGAUCGACGGCAUCGUAUCGAACUAUGAGAAGAUUCGCGGUACAUCCUCGAUCCAAGCGAAGGUCCUGUUUUUGGAGACCUGCAAGACCUUCAGGGCGUUUGCCACAGCGUUCUUCAACGUUAGGUACAAGGGAUUCUGGUCGUUCGCCGAAAACAUCCAGCUGGCGGUCUCUUUCAGGGGAAUCGACUUUAUCCACAUCAAGACCAAGCAGCCCCUGAUGCAAUUCGAUUUCAAGCAUAUCAAAGGGUUUGACCAGGAAGGCGAUCUGCUGACACUAUCUCUGACUCGUGUCAAGGAGGAUGGCGAUGCUGAGACGCUGGAGGUGUACAAGUUUGUCACAAGUCAGAGCGAGGAGAUUGUCGGUCUCAUUCGCGAGUACGCACCAACGAGCCUCCUGACAAUCGCCAAAAAGAAAAUCGAGGUCAAGGUCGAGCUUAGUCUCAAGUCGUUGCUCAAGGACAUCGAGGCGGCCCGCGCAACCCUCCUGGCGCGAAAGAUCAUGAAGCGCACGGACAAAUCGGAGACCAUGUCCAUCCUGAGUCGCCACGGAAGCAAGGCCAGCCUCAAGAACCUCACCAAGAUGCUCAAGAAGGAGAAACGCAUGUCCUCGCGCAUGUCGAUCAACAUGCGAUCUGACUCUCGCUCUAGCAGCGUAUGUGGCGGUGCUGAAGGGUUGGUGCGAUUUGCAUCUUCGGAUGCCCUGCGAGACGAACCGAGCCAGGCAAACACCAAGCCGGAAGAAAAACGAGUGACAAAGUCGAUGGAGAACCUGGGCAUUCAAGCUAAAAAUGCGGCCGAGACCUCGGAGUAUGCUGUUCAGGAAUGGGAAUGCAGCAAGCACAAAAUCAUUUCGGCCUUGAGUACCUUCAAGGAGGUUGAUGACGAAUGGGCACUCAUGGUCAACACAGCCAUCUUGCAAUAUGGCGGUCUAAAGGUUGCCGUAGACCCAUCCGAGAACCAGCGCGCCCCCGUGGCAGAAACUAUCCAGUCGAUUAUCGAAAACUGCCUGGAUACGCCCAUCCUGAUCAAUGAGCUGUAUCUGCAGCUGAUCAAGCAAACCACCAACCAUAUCGACCUCGACCAGCAACACACCUUGGCAUUCUGGAAACUGAUGGCCGUGGUCACAGGCGUUGCCGCUCCAACUGUCCCCGAGGUGUUCGAGUAUCUGAAAGCACAUCUCCGUCGGUAUUCGUUUGCCGAGUCCAAGGACAAAGGCACCAAGUCCAACGAGUCUGAAUAUGCCAAGCACUGUCUCAAGACGGUGCUCAGGACGGCCUCUGCCGGUCCAAGAAGAUGCCCCCCGUCACUCGAAGAGAUGCAGUCGUCGGAGAGAAUGGCCCCGCUGAGGAUCCGCAUCUACUUCCUCGAUGGACAGUUCCGCGCUCUUCCUGUUGGCUCUGUCGACACGAUGCAGCAAAUGUUUGCGGGACUGGUCGAAAAAAUCAAGCUGAAGAAUGCCACUGGCUUCUCGAUUUAUGAAGAAUAUGCCGGAACAGAGCGCAGCUUGCGCGGAGACGAGAAGAUGGCCGACAUUCUCUAUAAUUGGGAGAAGACGGGCCGCAAGGCCGGCGGGGAGCGGGACCGCGUCCGUCUCAUCUUCAAGAAACGAGUAUUUGUGGACCCGCCCGGACAUGUCGUCACAGAGUUCGAGGAGCAGCUGCUCAUGUACCAGGCAUCCGAAGACAUUCGCCGGGAUGUGUUCCCCAUUACCGUCCAGGAGGCGGCCGAGGUUGUUGCCAUGCAGGCUCAGGCCCUCUACGGCGAUAGCCAGAGCACGCAGCAGGCCAUCAGCUACUGGCCGCUGAUCGAAGCUCACGUCCCAGCUCGGCUCAGAGAGCAAGAUAUGACCGAGCGUAUCGCUCUCAAACAUGCAGCUCUUGCGGGGCUAUCUCGCACCGAGGCACUUGGUCUGCUUAUGGACUUUGUUCGCUCGUGGGCACUGUUUGGCAGUGCCGUUUUUGAUGUCACGCAAUCAUACACCAACCAAUUGCCAAGUGGAUGCUGGCUAGCGGUCAACAAGGGAGGUGUGCACAUCCUUCCAAAGCACGAAAAGGUUCCUUUGGCGACAUAUGAGUUCAAGAAGAUCGUGAGCUACAGCCCAUCGGACGACAGAAUGCUCUUUGUUAUGGACAACAAGUCUGGCGCAGGCGAAAAGUAUGUAUUCCAGACAACGGAGGCGCACCAGAUCGGAUCGCUGAUCAAGGACUACAUCGAAUGCCUCUCGUUCUAUGGCGACGGCAAGAAGGCCAGCAGCCAGCCCCGCUCGCAGGAGGCCGUUGCUUCAUCGUGAGCCAGCGGCGAUGGAGCCUGUCUCGCGAUCACGGGUGCUGUCAGAAUAUAUAGAGGGAGCUCGAGCUCCGUCCCUUGAC